Molecule: messenger RNA, 2437 nt
Organism: Chenopodium quinoa (quinoa)
Lineage: Eukaryota; Viridiplantae; Streptophyta; Magnoliopsida; Caryophyllales; Amaranthaceae
Product: protein LAZ1 homolog 2
Exons: 8
Coding region: 517-1872 (451 amino acids)
Biological process (GO): transport
Molecular function (GO): transporter activity
Source: RefSeq, a predicted model, not a curated record
CAGCUGAGUUCAGUCAAUGAGAACAGGCCCUAAGUACCCUUGGUUAAACCGAAUUUGUUAUUUUUAUUAUACAACAGGUAGUACCUUGUGCGAUGUUUUUUUUUUUUUUUUUUUUUUUUUUUUUUUUUUUUUCUUGUGAAAUUUGCUGAUUUAGGGAGCUUUGCAUGGUACAAGUCUUGGUGAUACUAUAGUAUACGAAAGUACAAAAUGAAAACUUGCUAAAGGAAAUUGUCUUGGUGUUUAAUUUGUUGCAUUGGGUUGUUAAGAAGCAUCCCAAUAGGCAAUGGCCAUACUUGUUCGAUUUAUCUCUUCCAAUUUGGAUACCAUAAGACGGGCCUUGAAUUUUAUUUAGUAAUGCAAUUGGAACAAACUCGAAUACGAUAAAUAACAUAUAUAUUGAUAAUUACUUCCUUUAUCAAUGAGCUUUAUGUUCAUUAGUUAGAUACUAUGCUAGAUUUUCAACUUUUGUUUAGACAAGUUAAUUUCUUUUAAGGUUUUGUAGUGGUGAAAAGUUGGAUGUGGGAGAUGUUCAGCCAAGAUAUCCACCAUUUUCUUGGUGUGCCUGUCGGUCUUGCCAGUGUAAUCGAGCAUGAAAUGACAGAAUACAAGGAAAUCCGCAAACCAGCAAUCAUCACUGCAGGAUUCUUUGCGUUGCUGGCUUCAAUUCUCUCCAUCGUUCUGAUAUUUCAACAUCUAAGAGCUUAUAAUAAUCCUGCGGAGCAAAAGUGGAUUGUUUCUGUGCUUCUCAUAGUUCCUAUCUACGCCACUGAAUCAAUUAUAUCCUUGUCCAAUCCUAAGACCUCUCUAGCUUGUGAUAUUCUGAGAAAUUGCUAUGAGGCGUAUGCAUUGUACGCUUUUGGGAGCUAUCUGAUUUCCUGCCUCGGCGGAGAAGAAAGAGUUCUAGAACUAUUGAGGGAUGAAUCAAGAAAUGUACUUAACAAGUCACUGCUUGAAGAAGGAGACACAGAACCAGCAUUGUCACGUCCAUCCUCAUUUCGUAACUUCUUUCUAAGGCCAACCGAACUUGGAGAACAAUUGUUUUCUAUAAUCAAAUUUGGUCUGGUACAAUAUAUGAUUUUGAAGACAGUUUGUGCGUUCCUAACUUUUGUUCUGGAGGUAUGCGGUGUAUAUGGUGACGGUCAGUUCAAGCUGUAUUAUGGGUAUCCAUAUAUUACAAUUGUAAUGAACUUUAGCCAAAUGUGGGCAUUAUAUUGUUUGGUCCAGUUUUAUAAUGUGACUCAUGAGAAACUCAAACCAAUAAAACCGCUUGCAAAGUUCAUUAGCUUCAAGGCUAUUGUGUUUGCUACCUGGUGGCAAGGCGUUGGAAUUGUACUCCUGUGUACACUUGGAGUUCUGCCUAAAGACGGGAUAGUUCAAACUGGUUUGCAAGAUUUUUUGAUCUGUAUAGAGAUGGCAGUAGCUGCUAUAGCCCAUGUCUAUGUCUUUUCUGCAAAGGCCUAUCAUUUCAUACCAAUUUCCGAGUAUGGAAAAAUUAGCACCCGAACUGAGAAAACAGUCGUUGACAUAGAAAAAGGAAAGGACAAAGGACCAACUAUGAUUGAGAAGACAGAAACUGAGGUCAAAGCUCCUGGAACAAGCAUCAGUGAGAGUGUGCAAGACAUUUUCCGUGAGGGUGGUCAGCAGGUGGUUGAGGAUGUAAAGCUGACAAUAAACCAGGCAAUAGAGCCUGUCGAGAAGGGUGUAACGAAAAUCCAGGAAAGCUUUCACCAGAUAACAGUUGGUUCUGAGGACAAGAAAGAGUCUGAUGUGGAGAUCGAGGAACGUGUUGAGGAUGAUCAACAAGGAGUUCACAAGUCUCAAGUAACAUCCGAAAAGAUGAAGGUCACCAAAACUGUAAAUGGAACUUCUUGAUACAUACUUAUUUCUAUUUUUUCGUCUUCCUUUUUAGGUAUGGUUCACUAGGGAGCUGUAGCAGAUUUUUUUUUUUUUUUUUUUUUUUUUUUUUUUUUUUUUUUUUUAAUGUUACAGAUUUUAUUUGGUGCGUAAAUGUAAUACGUAGUAGGUAGUACAUUAUGUAGGUAAUUUUGUACUAGAAAUUUUUAAUUUAUGAACAUGAGCCAAUGUACCAAUAUAUUAGUCAUUUUAAUCAAAUCAUGAUUAAGUUGCACACAUCAGAGUGUAUUUAAUAUUACGAUCAAUGGAGUAAUGAUUUUUGUUGUAAAGGACAGUGACACAAUUUGAAAUGAUUUGAUCUUACGUAUGGAGUAUAAAACACCCAAGAAUUUACGAAGUUAUCUCAUCCAAUUAGCUAGUGCACAAUUGAGAAAAGCAUCACAAGUUAUAUUACAGUUCAUUCAAGGACAAAUUACAAUUGAUAUAGGUCUCAUCCAUUUUAGUGCAUAAUCGAGAAAACUAUCACAAGUUUAAUUACAGUACAGUUCAUUCAAGAUAAAUCACAAAUUGAUAUAAGAUGGUU